Molecule: messenger RNA, 872 nt
Organism: Megalopta genalis
Lineage: Eukaryota; Metazoa; Arthropoda; Insecta; Hymenoptera; Halictidae
Gene: Prosbeta6
Product: proteasome beta6 subunit
Cellular component (GO): cytoplasm; nucleus; proteasome core complex
Source: RefSeq, a predicted model, not a curated record
UAAUUUUGUGCAUUGCCAUCGUCGCCGCAAAGUGUAGUGUCAUUCGCAGUGAAAAGUUCUGAGUUUAUAAUUACUAAAGAAAAAUUUGAUAAACAUGGCUCUUCUAAGUGAAAAUCCAAAUCGAUCCUUGCCUGAUUAUGAGACACAAGUUGCAAAAAUGAAGAGUUUUAGUCCAUAUGCGGACAAUGGAGGAAGUGUCAUAGCUCUCGCAGGAGAUGAUUUUUGUGUAAUUGCAGCGGACACACGUCUUAGCGCAGGAUUUUCUAUUUACACGCGAGAACAACAAAAAUUAUUUACUUUAUCAAAAACAACUGUUUUAGGAUGUUCUGGAUGUUGGUGUGAUACACUGACUCUGACCCGUCUUUUGUCUGCUCGUAUGCAGAUGUACAUGCAUGAACACCAAAAGGAAAUGACAACACCAGCAGUAGCACAAAUGUUAUCAACAAUGUUAUAUUACAAACGCUUCUUUCCAUAUUAUGUUAGUAAUAUUAUUGGCGGAGUAGAUCAUGAAGGUAAAGGUUGCGUAUACAGUUAUGAUCCAGUUGGACAUUGCGAAGUAACUAAGUAUAGAGCGGGUGGCUCUGCUGGUGCACUUUUGCAACCUCUUCUUGAUAAUCAGGUUGGAUUUAAAAAUCAGGAAGGUGUUGAACCUGUUCCUUUAACCGAGGAAAGAGCAGUUUCAAUAAUAAAAGAUGUUUUUAUAUCAGCUGCAGAAAGAGACAUUUAUACAGGUGAUUCUAUAAGUAUCAAAGUUAUAACAAAGGAUGGCGUAAAGGAGUCAAGUUUUGAAUUGAGAAGAGAUUAAUUAAAUAAGAUAAAAAUAAUGUAUUGUCAGGUUUCUGUACGAAUAAAAGUAAUACUAAACGAUGUAA